Messenger RNA from Striga hermonthica, 1146 nucleotides. The record is from the annotation of a GenBank genome assembly. Lineage: Eukaryota; Viridiplantae; Streptophyta; Magnoliopsida; Lamiales; Orobanchaceae.
AUGGGAAUAAAGGGUUUAACGAAGCUAUUAGCUGAUAAUGCACCAAAGGCGAUGAAAGAGCAGAAAUUUGAGAGCUAUUUUGGCCGUAAAAUUGCCGUUGAUGCCAGCAUGAGCAUAUAUCAGUUCCUUAUUGUUGUUGGAAGAAGUGGCACUGAAAUGCUCACCAAUGAAUCUGGUGAAGUGACUAGUCAUUUGCAAGGAAUGUUCACAAGGACAAUCAGACUUUUGGAAGCUGGAAUUAAACCAGUUUACGUUUUCGAUGGGAAGCCUCCUGAUCUGAAGAAACAAGAACUUGCAAAACGAUAUUCUAAAAGAGCCGAUGCUACUGAAGACCUAAAUGAUGCUUUAGAGACUGGAAACAAGGAGGAUAUUGAAAAAUUCAGUAAAAGAACUGUAAAGGUCACUAAGCAACAUAAUGAAGACUGCAAAAAGCUUCUUAGGCUUAUGGGAGUACCAGUGAUAGAGGCCCCUUCCGAAGCUGAAGCCCAAUGUGCUGCCCUUUGUAAAUCAGGCAAGGCUUAUGCUGUCGCCUCUGAGGAUAUGGAUUCCCUCACUUUUGGAGCUCCACGUUUUCUGCGUCAUUUAAUGGAUCCUAGUUCCAAAAAGAUCCCGGUGAUGGAAUUUGAAGUCUCAAAGGUGCUGGAGGAAUUGAACCUCACAAUGGAUCAAUUUAUAGACCUCUGCAUUCUCUCUGGUUGUGAUUAUUGUGAUAGCAUACGAGGUAUUGGGGGGCUGACAGCUUUGAAGCUGAUUCGCCAACAUGGUUCGAUCGAAAACAUUCUGGAGAAUAUUAGCAAAGAAAGGUACCAAAUACCAGACGACUGGCCGUACCAGGAGGCUCGAAGACUUUUCAAAGAACCAUCUGUUUUCACUGAUGAUGAUCAACUUGAUCUCAAGUGGUCUCCUCCUGAUGAAGAGGGAUUGAUAACCUUUUUGGUCAAUGAAAACGGGUUCAACAGUGACAGAAUAACUAAGGCAAUUGAAAAGAUCAAGGCCGCCAAGAACAAAUCAUCCCAGGGCCGGUUAGAAUCGUUCUUUAAACCAGUUGCUAGCACAUCCGUACCCGCUAAACGAAAGGAAACAAUCGAGAAAAAUAAGAAGGAAUCUGUAAAGAAGACCAAGGCUGCUCCAGUAAAGAAGAAAUAG